Molecule: messenger RNA, 2193 nt
Organism: Electrophorus electricus (electric eel)
Lineage: Eukaryota; Metazoa; Chordata; Actinopteri; Gymnotiformes; Gymnotidae
Gene: eif4bb
Product: eukaryotic translation initiation factor 4Bb
Molecular function (GO): RNA binding
Source: RefSeq, a predicted model, not a curated record
CUGACGCCUUCAUCCGGGGCUCGGCUACGUGCACAUUCUCCAACAUGGCGGCAUCAGCUAAGAAAAAGAAUAAGAAGGGGAAGACACUAACUCUGACUGACUUCCUGGCGGAGGAUGGUGGUAGUACUGGGCCACCCAGUUACCCCACUGUAAAGUCAACCAGUUGGGCAGAUGAGACUGAUGACUUGGAUGGAGAAGUGUCUACAUCCUGGCACACUGAGGAAGACUCGUAUCGUGCUCCACCCAUUGACCGUUCCAUCCUGCCCACGGCUCCUCGUGCAGCCCGAGAGCCAAACAUUGAUCGGGCACGCCUGCCUCGGAGUCCGCCCUACACCGCCUUCCUUGGUAACCUGCCCUAUGAUGUCAGUGAGGAAUCAAUCAAAGAUUUCUUUAGGGGCCUGGCGAUCAGUGCAGUGCGCCUACCACGGGAGCCUAGUAACCCAGAGAGGCUGAAGGGGUUUGGCUACGCUGAGUUUGACGAUGUUGAUUCACUCCUGCGUGCACUCACUCUGAAUGAAGAGAACCUUGGAAACAGACGAAUUCGUGUCGAUAUUGCCGAUCAGUCCAAUGACAAAGAGAGGGAUGGCAGUACAUCGUCAGGGCGGGAUCGGGACCGUGGGCGAGGAGGUGAUGGUGGUCCAGAUAAGACUGAUUCAGAUUGGAGAGCCCGGCCCAGUGCAGAGAGUGAUGAUGGGUCACGCAGAGAUGACACCUAUGGGGAGAGGUCACGUGACCGUUACGAGUCCGAUCGAUACAGAGAUGGUCCCCGGCGUGAUGAUCGCUAUGAUGGUGGACGAGAUCGCUAUGGUGGUAGAGAUCGCUAUGAUGAUCGGGAUCGAUAUGACGACCGGGAUCGCAGAGAUCGCUAUGAUGACCGGGACCGCAAAGAUCGUUAUGAUGACCGAGGCAGCAGAGACUAUGAUCGUGGAGGCUAUGACUCUCGUGGCGGGGGCCGCAGGGCAUUUGGAAGUGGCUUUAGACGUGACUACGACGAAAGGCGAGAUGGAGACCGGUACGCAGAUGAUCGCUAUGAAAGACGGGACGAAAGACGUGAAGAGAGAGCUCCUCCCCAGAGGCCCAAACUGAACCUGAAACCCCGCAGCGUACCAAAGGAGGUCGAGCAGAGUGGAGGCUCUUCCCCCCAGAGCAGCACGGCCAACCCCAGCCGCUCCGCCUCUAUAUUUGGAGCAGCCAAACCUGUGGACACAGCUUCCAAGGAGAGAGAGGUAGAAGAGAGGCUGAAGAAGGAGCAGGAGCGACUGCAGAGACAGCUGGAGGAGGAUAAACCCAGAGCUUCGGACAGGCGUCCCCGAGAUCGAGACCCCAGCUGGCGCAGCGAGGGACAGGCCAAUGAGCAUGCAUGCACGCCAAGCGAUUCCGCACAUCCUGGAGAGAAAGAGCAUUCAGAAAAUGAAGUCUUCCAAGAGGAUGAACCUGCCUCCCUCGAGUCCCGCCCACCAGCCUCCUCCAAUCAGGGAGCUCUCCCACUAAAAGCUAUGCCAGCUCCUCCACCUAUGGAGAAUGCAUGGGCCAAGCGGAGUGCAGGAGGUGGCUCUAACAUUUCACCUUCAGCUACACUCAGGCAAAGCAGUUCUUCAAACUUGUCAGAUGAGAAAGUAUCUGGCAAAGAUGAGAAUCGGGUGGAUGGGGUAGGACGGGAGAAAGAUGUGCCUCAGGGAAGAGGAAGAGGAGGAGGAGGAGGAAGGGGUAGAGGAGGGGAUGGACCCAACAGAGAUAGACGACGAGAACCUGCAGACAGGAAAGAAAGCAGACGAGAGAGAGAACCCAGAGCAGUGCCAGAGCCAAAGAAAUAUGAGGAGACUGCACCUCCAAAAUUCAGUUCUGCCAGCAAGUAUGCUGCCCUAUUGAUGGAUGGUGACCAAGGAGAGGAUGAAGAUGGUGAAGAUUAAAAGAAAAUGAAGAAAGUUAGAGUGAACAAGCUGAUGAGAUGACACUGGGAGAAAGUGAACGAAUAAAUAAAUAUUUCUAAUUGUGGGGGAUGGCCAGAGUUCUCAGAGCACUGUUCUUUAUGAAGUUUAUUGAAGUUUCUAAAGUUAUUCCUAAAUUUGACUAGUUUUAAUUAGAAAAAAAAAGAACAGCUGAGAUACUAGACACUCACUCUUACAUUUACUAAUUUGAAAAUCAUUAAUUUGCAAGUAAUUGUUAUAAAUAAAUGUGAAACUAUGUAAAAUA